AUGAUGGCAUUGAUAAAGCAAGCAGAUUUUUUCUAUUUAUUUGACUCCCAUGCCAGAGACUCUAAUGGCAUGCCUGAUCCUAAUGGCACUGCUGUUGUCAUGAAAUUUGCUAAUAUUCUAGAAUUAGAACAAUAUUUGUAUUCUGUUUCAGUGACAUUGCAUGCCAAUUUACUUGAAAUUGUACCUGUGCAAUUAAAUAUAUGUAAAGCUUCAGAGCAAAAAAGUAAGUGUGUAAAGGAUCAAGAGUAUGUCCUGAAAAAGAGGCUUUUAAUAGAAAAUGAAGGUGAUAAACAAGCUAGACUGAAGAAAGCUAGUGAGUAUAAAAAAAGAAAGCAGUCAGAGGAAACUGACAGUGUGCGGCAAAUAAGACUUCAAAAAUUAAGUGAGUCUAUUAAACAGAAACGUUCAGAGGAAACUGACAGUGAACGGCAAAUAAGACUUCAAAAAUUAAGUGAGUUUAUUAAACAGAAACGUUCAGAGGAAACUGACAGUGAAAAACAAAUUAGACUUCAAAAGGAUUGUGAGUCUAAAAAAACAAAGCGGUCAGAGGAAACUAA
Paramuricea clavata is the source of this 557-nucleotide messenger RNA. The record is from the annotation of a GenBank genome assembly. Lineage: Eukaryota; Metazoa; Cnidaria; Anthozoa; Malacalcyonacea; Plexauridae.